AUUUGUGUUGUUGUUUGUGGCGGUAAGAUGGCGGCGCUCGGAGAUGCAUCAACUCCGGGGGUGAACGGGUUAAUACAACAAUUCACAGCGAUAACAGGGGCCACAGAGAGUGUAGGAAAACAUAUGUUGGAAGCAUGCAACAACAACUUAGAAAUGGCAGUCACUAUGUUCCUGGAUGGAGGGGCCAUCGCAGAGGAGCCCAGCACCAGCUCCAGCUCAACAGGGGCUUCAAGCAGUCGAGGGCCACCUGCAGAUGAAGUAAGAGCGCCCAUUCCCCAGAAGCAGGACAUAUUGGUGGAACCAGAGCCUUUGUUUGGAGUGCCAAAGCGGCGAAGACCUGCCCGAUCCAUAUUUGAUGGCUUCCGGGACUUCCAAACAGAAACAAUCCGCCAGGAGCAAGAGCUGCGUAACGGUAGCCUGGUGGAUAAGAAAUUGAGCACCCUGGCAGACCUUUUCCGUCCCCCUAUUGAGCUCAUGCACAAAGGCAGCUUUGAGACGGCAAAAGACUGUGGACAGCUAGAGAACAAAUGGCUGAUGAUCAACAUCCAGAAUGUACAGGACUUUGCCUGCCAGUGUCUAAACAGGGAUGUGUGGAGCAAUGACGCAGUCAGGACCAUCAUCAGAGAGCACUUCAUAUUCUGGCAGGUAUAUCAUGACAGUGAGGAGGGACAGCGAUACAUCCAGUUCUACAAGCUGAACAAGUUCCCCUACAUCUCCAUCCUAGAUCCCCGCACAGGUCAAAAAAUGGUGGAAUGGAACCAGCUGGAUGUGGCAUCCUUUCUAGAGCAGGCAACUGGCUUCCUGGCAGAGCAUGGGCAGUUAGAUGGGCCAUCCUGCCAUGCACCCCCUGCCAAACGAGCUCGCUCUGAGAGUCUGAUUGAUGCCAGUGAGGACAGCCAGCUGGAGGCCGCCAUUCGAGCCUCCCUUCAGGAGACCCACUAUGAGUCCUCUUCCAUCCCGGCAGUCCCAGACUCCCCCCGAUCAGAUGAUGACUCUGACGCAGAGCCUUUCUCCGACAGUGAGGGGCCCAUCUCCGUCGACGGUUCAGACAACGAAACACCAGAGCCCCAGGAAGAGAGGAGCUCCUCCAGCAGACACACUGUUGCCCCUUCAACUGCCGCAGUCCCCCAGCCCCGCUGCGCUGAUAGCCCCCCUUCCUGCCACAGAAAGUCCCCUUACAAAGAAAAUAACCACAGCCAUAGGAAAGAGGACAGCAAAAAGAACCACUUGGAGCCUCCCGCUGCAGGGCCAAGUCGUUCUCAGCCUGACCCAGACUCUGGAGAGAACCAUUGUAGCACAACAGCCCAGAACGCUGGGCCUUCCCAGCCCAGCACAACCGAACCCAGUGACUCUGAAUACCUUGAUGACAAUGGUCCUAAGGCCAGGCUGAUGCUUCGUUACCCAGAUGGACAGAGAGAGCAAAUUUCCCUGUCAUCCAAAGCCAAACUUAUGGCCCUGGUAAGACAUGUCCAGUCCAAGGGUUAUCCCAACGAACGCUUCGAGCUCGUCACUAAUUUCCCCAGACGGAAACUCGCCCACUUGGACUAUGACAUCACAUUGCAGGAGGCAGGUCUUUGUCCACAGGAGACUGUAUUUGUUCAAGAGAGGAAUUAGACCUCAUGUUGUUUUCCUGCCUAUCUCUGGUAGACCUCACCCUGUCACCAAUGACCUUGGAUGAUGUUGCUGGCCUUGACCCCUUAAACUUUUGCUCUUCCGGAAUUAGGCCCCCUGUUGGCAGGACACUUGUAGUGGAUGUACUGCUUAUUCCACCAUUCCACUCUGGACUGAAUGCAGAGGUCUCAACCAAAAGCUUGAACUCUUUAUAGUGUUCAGCAGCUGGCCAGUAGGGUGUUCUUGAAGCCAGCAAUGUUUCAUUUUCUUUUACUAUGUGAUGUAUUCUAUUCUGAUUUAGCAUACAUUUUCUUUUGUGAUUUUUCAAGCUAAUCAGGAUAGAAAAACAUUUGAUAUUAGUUACAAGAAAAGGAAAAGCCCAAAAUAAUGGAUCACUGAUAACUGAGGCACUGGGAAUUUGUAAAAAGACUUUUACCUCCCAUAAAGUAUGUCAAAUGUCAGAAUAUAUUUUCUAGUUUUGUUAUUUUCUGUACCUGGGGACAGGUAAAGGAGGGCUUUUUUUUAAACCUGAACAACUAUUUGUCCCGAAUGUGGUUUAUCUCCUGCUCACUGGUCAAGGCAAAAGUCUAAAUUGUUAGGGGAGGGAAGGGGCACUGAGAUAUUUGGUCUAUAAAUGGCAAAUCUGUUUGAACGUGGCUACUAUCCUGUGGACACGUGGACUUAAAGGGUGAUUGCGGUAUUUUUAAACCUGGGUCCUAUUUUCCCAUCAUUUGGAGUCUCAAUGACCAAUAGGGACAAUUUUCUUUUGGAAAUAGAAUCAUUUUUUAUUGGCCAUGUAGGUUUGCACAUGCAUGGAAUUUGACUCCGGUUUCGUGGCUCUCGUUGUACUUAACAUCGAAUAACAACACAAGAAUCGUCAGAUAUAUACACAAGGAUUGACUAUAUACAGGCAAAGUAAGAGGCGAUAAAGUGCAAGGGUGCAGAGAAUAUUCUGAAAAUGCUUAAAUACAUGUUAGCAAGUUACUUGCAUACAUGCCUGAGGUAGAUGGACAUGACAGAGUGUACCAGUAUAUGUACAAUGUACAGUACAGUAUACACAAAAUAGUUGGAUUUAUUUGACGAUGUUAAGCAUUCAUUUGAAUGACAGCCCACGGAAAGAAACUUUUUAUAUCUGUUUUGGGGUACAGUGCUCUGUAGCGCCUACAGGAGGGGAGCAGUCGGAACAGGUUGUGACCAGGGUGUGAUGUGAUAUUGCCUGCCCGUUUCCUGAAUUGGAAUUGGUCCAUUAUUGAGCAAGAAUGCUUAAGCCAGCAGCCACAAAACGGGCUGUGAUCUAAUCCUUUAGGGCAAUUACGCCCAUCAAAGUCCAUCCACUAAAAAGUACUUGUUUUUGCCAGUGACAGGCUCAGACUUUUAUUAUAAAUGUCUUCUGCUGUGGUGACCCCUAACGGGAGCAAGCAAAAGCAGUAGUAGUAGUAGUAGUAGUAGUAGUAGUUCCAGUCUCUGUUGUAAAAUCCCUUUUACUGCUGCGACUGUUUGCAUGUGGGGGUGUGGUUUCGUAUGUUAUAAAAGAAGAAGUCACGCUGAAUUUUAUCGGAGCUGACCAUUCAUUUGAGGUAGCAUAGCCUGGGACAUAGAGGAACUGCUAACAGUAAUUUAUUUCCAAAGUCAUGAUUGAAUAUUUAAUAGCUGAUUUCGAUAAUGUGGAUGUGGCAUUAGAAUUUGAUGGCCGCCCAUAUUUAUUUGAGCCUGAGUAUAUGGAUGAAGAGCUGCUAAAAAUUGAAGUGAGGACGGGGGGGCAACAGGCAGAGGAGGGUGAACCGGCUUCUUUCGCUGGCAGUAGUCAUCGACCAAAACCAGCCAUCGGUCGCUGGCUUCAUAUGCCGGUUUCAUAUGCAUAUGAAACCGAUCGCGGGUUUCAUAAACAGGACGCGGCGCUAGAUCAAAUCAAUAGGACGGGCAUUUGAUUUUCAUGGGCGGGCACAAAUUCACCACUGUAAUUGCAAAAUAGCAACAGCACCACUGCAUGCGCGCUGCCGCAUUACACAGUACUUAAAUGUUUUUGUUUAUUGAAAGUGUUUAACAAUUAUUAUUGUUGUUAUAAUACUACUACUAAUGCUACUAAUAAUAAUAAUUAAUUACUAACAACAGGCUGCAGCAACCCCCUGCGAAAUUUGCGCAAAUAGUAACAGCACCACUGCAUGUGCA
Lampris incognitus (smalleye Pacific opah) is the source of this 3780-nucleotide messenger RNA. RefSeq names its product UBX domain protein 7 (gene ubxn7). Gene Ontology annotation, biological process: proteasome-mediated ubiquitin-dependent protein catabolic process. NCBI's taxonomy places the organism in Eukaryota, Metazoa, Chordata, Actinopteri, Lampriformes, Lampridae. The record is from RefSeq and is a predicted model, not a curated record. Gene Ontology annotation, molecular function: ubiquitin binding. Bases 28 to 1614 code for a protein of 528 amino acids. The transcript is spliced from 11 exons. Gene Ontology annotation, cellular component: nucleus.